GCGAGAGCUCGCAGCUUCUUGGCAGUAUUUCAAAAAUGAGCCUCUGAAAGCUCUGGCGAGCCGAGCAGACAUAUUGAGACUAGAGACACACGGGGAUGGCCGCCUGCGCCGCCACCGCUUCGCUCCAAACGUAGCGCUCGCUCACCAUGGUCGGAAGGUACCUCUCCUCAGAGCUGCCCCCACAGAGUGGCCCGGGAGCCCAUUAUGAGAAUCCCCACUGGGGACACCAGCCAGCCAAUCGGAGUGCCACUUCCGCCUCAGCGUCGGCCAAUCACAGUGGCUGGGAUACAGUGAUCAUCGACGAGAGCGACACCGAGGCCUGGCCCUCCAUUUCCCGCAGCAGCCAGAGCCAGGGCCCUGCAGGAGGAUGCCCCUCGGACACUGACCCAGCCAGCAGCAGCAGCAGUAUGAGCAUGGCCACGGGGGCCAACGGCCAGACAGGCCACUUUCCUGCCAACUACCCCAGCAGCAAAGGAGCCAGCUCUGGGCCCGGCAGCUCAGCCAAUCACCCCGGGGCAGGCACGGUCAGCAUGGCCUCCAGCCAAGGAGCAGCCAAUCGGGGCUGGGGAUCUGGUCCCGGUCCCUCCCCCCAUGGCCCUCCUCAGUCCUCCUCUGUCGGGGGUGGGGAGGGGAAGAGUGAUGGCCCAAUGGGAGGAGGAGGAGGCAGGGGUUGGGGCUCCUCUUCCUCCACCACCUCCAACUUGAACCUGAACCCCAAUGCCAACCCCUCGGCCUGGCCCGUUCUGGGGCACGACGGGGGCGGAGGAGCGGGGGCAAGCAGCUCAGGGGGAGCCAACCCCAAUCAACCCCCUUCUUCUCAACCCCCUCCAAACCUCUGUGACCCGCCAGGCACCUCUCACGCCCAGGGGAACGGCAUCAGAGGAGGAAACAUGGUGGGCGGCACCAACGGCAACCUUCCGGUUGGGGGAGGCAGCACCUGGGGAGAAUCAUCUGAGCCACACCCAUCCUCAUCCACGAAUGUGUCUUUCAGCUCAGAACCUCAGAACCUUAACACUGACGGACCAAAUCAUACUAGCAAGCAACAGGAGCCCCAUAUCCACAGCGUGUCCGGCUGGAGUGGCCCCUCCGGAGGUAUGAGCUCCCUGGGCCAGCCUCCUCCUGGAGCUUCCCAGCUGGUCAAUGGAGAGGAUGGUAGCUCCAUCUGGGGCAACAAUGGAGACGCCAAGUCAGUCGCCUCCUCCACGGAGCCUUCGGGCUGGGACUCUGGGGCCGGGGGCUGGGGGAGCCAUGGAAGCAGUGGUGGUGGACCCUCUGGAGGCUGGGGAGGCCAGAGCAGCAGAGACGCCUGGGGGAAGCAGCAUUCCGGCGAGGUCCAGGGGGGCUGGGACGCCCCCAGCUCUCCUCCCCAGCAGGCCAGAUCCUGGAGCACCCGAGCCCCUAGCACCAUGGCGGCCAGCGAAGGCAGCAGCGAGGGCAUGGAUGGAGCGGGACACUCCCUCCGACAGGACCGUUCAUCCAGGGAUGAGCCUGCCCCCCUGCUCCCAGCCCCUGACCUGGACCCCAGGGUGCUGUGCAACACAGGCUGGGGCCAGACCCCCGUCCGCCAGCACACGUCCUGGGACAUGGAGGAGGCGGCACGCACCCAACGAAAGGCAGAUGCUGCCGGGACGGACUCUUGGGGAGGCUCCGGUCCCAACACUCCCACCGAGCCAGCCCAAGGGCCCUCCAACCCCAGCCACGGACCCCCUCAUCGGGUUGACCCCAAGAGCGAGGGUCCCGGGCCUGGUCCUCAGGCUGCCCCUGGCUGGGGUGGUUCCAAGCCUCCAGCCAGCCAACCCGGCUCUGGCUGGGGUGAGCCACCGAGCAGCAAGAACGGUCCUGGGGGCUGGGGGAACCCUCCACCAGGAGGCCCCGGGUCAGGCCCCAACAUGCCCAAAGCUGGGAGCCAGUCCUGGGGUGCUCCAGAGGAGAAGUCCCCAAGCUGGGAUGGUUCCCACGGCAAGGCCCCCAAGCCCCAGGGCUGGGGAGAUGGGCCCAAGCCGCCCCACAGCGGCUGGGGCAACAGCGCUGGAGGAGGGGGCAAUGGAGGAGGGGGGGACUGGAGAGAGCCUGCAGAUGGCAAGAAGAACAGUCCCACCACCAACCCUCCCUGGGAGGGAGAAGGAGCAGGAGGCUGGAAAGAGAGCAACCGAGGCUGGGGAAAACCUGGUCCGGGGAUGGGGGGAAAUGUUGGUGGAGGCUGGGGAGAGCCAGCGAUGGCCCAGCAGCGCCCAAGUUGCCCUGCCCAAGGAUGGGGCGGCAAGCACCAGGAGAGCUCCAACGGCAAUAGCGGAGGAGUUAGAGGGAGCAUGGGCGGGGCAGGAGGUGGAGAAGGGAGCAUGGGAUCCUGGGGAGGCCCUGGCUCCGUGAAGCCCAGUGUAUCAGGCCGGGAGGGCAACGGGGGAGGAGGAGGGAGCAAGCAGGACCCCUCAGGAUUAGAGCCCACAGGGUGGGAGGAACCUUCCCCACCCUCCAUCCGACGCAAGAUGGAGAUUGACGACGGCACCUCGGCUUGGGGCGACCCGGGUGCCUACAACAAGACGGUCAACCUCUGGGACAAGAACAACCCUGGGGGAGGAGGGCCACCCCAAGGUAGACCCCCAGGGAAUGCCCCUGCAUGCCCCCCUGGAAACAACAACCACCCACCACAUCACACCUACCACGGCCCCCCACCACCCCUCCAGAGCCAUGGGGGCCACAACCCCCAGGGCCCAGGCCAGAACAGUGGGCCCGUGGACACAGCCAUGCCUCACCAGACUGCGCCUCCACCACACAGCAGACCACCCCUCAUGGGUCCAGGCUGGGGGGAGCCUUCCAGUGCCCACCCCAAACCAGAGCCCUCCUGGGGGGAGCCUGCUCCCCCUCUGGUCAGCGUGGACAACGGGACCUCCGCCUGGGGAAAACCCACCGGGAGCCAUGGGGGCUGGGGUGUGGGUGACAACAGCCCUGAACCCUACAGACGGGGCAACGCACCCCUUGGAUCUGCACCUUGCAAACCAGCCCCCAAAUCUAUGCAAGACGGCUGGGGUGGUGGAGGUGGCGGGGAGGACAUGGGUUUGUCUGGGGGCCCGUGGGACCCUGACGACGGGGACAUGUGGAGCAGCCAGGCCUCCCAGGAGAGCAACUCCUGGGGCAACAGACCCAGGAAGGCCCCACCCAAGGGGAAGAUUCCGGGCAAGCAGGAGGAAGCCUGGAUCAUGAAUCGCCUGAUCAAGCAGCUGACAGACAUGGGCUUCCCUAGAGAUCCAGCUGAGGAGGCUCUGAAGAGGAACAACAUGAACCUGGACCAGGCCAUGAGUGCUCUGUUGGAGAAGAAGACGGAGCUGGACAGGCGGGGGAUGGGCAUGUCCGACUACAACAACUGUCUGAUCAACAAGGGGCCAAUGGGCUGCCGGCCUCCCCUCCACUCCAAAGAGUCCUCCUCAGAUCGCUCCCCUUUCCUCGACAAGGACGGUGUUGGUAGCCUGGUGGAGGACGUCCAUACCUCCUCACCGUUUAUGCCUUGUUCCCCCGGCCCCCUCGGCCUGAAACUCCCCUCCCUGCCUCUAUCCAGCCAGGGCCUGGGCGGCCCACAGGGCCUAGCCAUGCAAAACUUGAACAACAGACAGAUGCAGAGUGGAAUGUUGGGCUGUAGCAGUGCAGCACAAGCCCGGGCCAUGCAGCAGCCUCCUCCUCAGCCGCCAGUGCCGCCUCUCGGCUCCUCCCAGCCUAGUCUACGCGCUCAAGUGCCUCAGUUUCUCUCCCCUCAGGUUCAAGCACAGCUCUUACAGUUUGCAGCAAAAAACAUUGGUCUGAAUCCUGCACUUUUAACCUCACCAAUAAACCCUCAACAUAUGACCCUUUUGAACCAACUAUACCAGCUGCAACUGGCGUACCAGCGUUUACAAAUUCAGCAGCAGAUGUUGCAGGCGCAGCGUAAUGUUUCUGGUCCCAUCCGACAGCAGGAGCAGCACGUUGCACGUACAAUCAAUAACAUGCAGCAGCAGAUCCAACAGCACCAGAGACAGCUGGCCCAGGCCCUGCUGAUUAAGCAGCAGCAGACCCUCGGCUCCCUCUCCUCCUCCGGCCUGCACCACGGCCAAGGCAAAUCAGCCCUGGACUUGUUCCCAGGCCACCCCCAGGCUCCGGGCCUACCCGACCUGCAGACCAAAGAGCAGCAGUCGUCCCCCAACUCCUACAGCCCCUACCCUCUCUCUGGACUGAAUCCUAACAUGAAUGUAACCUGCAUAGAGGUGGGAGGCUUGUCCAUGAAAGAGCUUCCCCAGCCCCAGUCUCGCCUCUCCCAGUGGACACACCCCAACUCCAUGGACAGCCUCUCUGGAGGCUCAUCCUCUCUGGAGCCCAACCUGAACAAGCACGGUUCCAACCUGGGCCCCCCCGGGAAGCCCCCCCAAAUGGAGGAUGGGUACAGCCCCUACGGCAUGAUGCCUGUCUCCGAGUCCCCCACCAACCCCCUGGUGCCCCCAGACAGCUGGAGCCAGGGCAAGAGCCCCAACGACAAGAUGGUCAACGGCGCCAACAUCACCUGGCCUCCAGAGUUCUGCCCGGGCGUGCCCUGGAAGGGCCUGCAGAACAUCGACCCGGAGAACGACCCCAACAUGACCCCGGGGAGCGUGCCCAGCGGCCCCACCAUCAACACCAACAUCCAGGACGUCAACCGCUACCUGCAGAGAGACCGCAGCGGAGAUUCUCUCUCUCUUCCAUUCCCUUUUGCUGGAUGCGAUGCCCCCAUAGGCUCCUCCCCCACCUCAUCUCAGAACGAGGCCCUGCCCCCCUCCACCGAUUGGCCAGUCAGUGCCUACUCUAGCUCGUUCAGUCUGUCGUCCCCGGAAACGGACGACCCAGGUAAAUUGUCAGACAUGAAGUCCACCUGGUCCCCGGGGCCCAUCUCCCACCCCUCCCAGGUCUCUCUGUCCCAUGAGUUGUGGAAGGUCCCCCAGGGGCCCCGCAGUAACACAGCCGCCCCCACACGGCCCCCCCCGGGCCUCACCAACCCCACCAAGCACUCCUCCACCUGGGGAGGCAACUCCCUGGGCCUGGCCCAAGGCUGGAGCAGCUCCUACUCCUCAGCAGCUACCACAUGGAGUACAGACAGCUCCAACAGGACCAGUAGCUGGUUGGUCCUGAGGAACCUCACUCCCCAGAUAGACGGCUCCACCCUGCGGACGCUAUGCAUGCAGCACGGCCCCCUCAUCACAUUCCACCUCAACCUGACCCAGGGCAACGCAUUGGUGCGCUACAGCUCCAAGGAGGAGGCCGCCAAGGCCCAGAAGUCCCUGCACAUGUGCGUUCUGGGUAACACCACCAUCCUGGCAGAGUUUGCUGGGGAGGAAGAGGUCCAGCGCUUCUUUGCACAGGGCCAGCAGCUAGCCUCAACCACCAGCUGGCAGGCUGACCCAGGUGUCAAUCAGACGCGGAUGGGUGGUUCCGGGCCCAGAUCCUCGCACCCCAUUGGCCACCCCCACUGGAACUCUGGCGGUAGCGGUGGCGGCAUGGGAGGAGGUGGAGCCAAGACGGCCGGAGAUCUGCUCUGGGGGGGCGUGCCCCAGUACUCCAGCCUAUGGGGACCGCCCAGCGGAGAGGAGGGGCGGGUCAUGGGGAGUCCUACUCCUAUCAACACGCUGCUGCCUGGGGACCUGCUGAGCGGGGAGUCCAUGUAGGACCACGUCACAGAGCUCCAUGCUAGAAAAAGGAGGAAUGGAAUAAUACACAGGAAUACUACACAGUACUACAUAUAUACAUGUAUACAAACAGAAGAGCAAAAACCAAGCAAAUCAAUGUGGUGAUAAUCAGUGUGGGUGGGAUGAUCGAGGGACAGAUUUGAGGAGGACGAGGUGACUCUUCUGUGUCCACGCUGCUCACCCUCUUCCAAUUUUUCUGUUUGUUUAAAAAAAAAAAAACAUUUCAUUUUAGAUUUGUUUGGCGAGAGGCUCUGGUUACAGUGUUUUAAGUUUGGACUUUCGGAAAAGCACGAGUAUGCCUUUGACUCAACCAACAAAGGAAGAGAAACAUUUGAACUUUACUCUGAGAACUAUUUGUCAUGUGAAACGUGUGUUUUAGACUAACUGCUUCAAACAACGAGCUGCCAUCUUCAAAACUCCCAUAGUCCCUUGCUGCCUGGCAGCAGUCAAUCCACACCUCAGAGAAACCAUAGAUACACGUCAUUCCCAAAGCCCAUCCCCUUCCUGUCGGGAAGGUUCCAGAACUUUCUACCAGUCCGGAAUUUCUCUUGUUUGUUUUUUUCUCAGCACUAAUUACUAGCCUUAACCUCCCCCCUGGCCUCGUUCCCCUCUUUUAUUCACUGAUUCUCACUCACUCUGUACUUACUGAAGAAAACGUACUGAGAAUUGCACACUCAUUUCUGAGCCAGCGAAAACCGAGGGGAGAGGAUGUGCUUGUAAGAGACUGAGGCCACAGCAGCUCUCAACUGGAAUCGUCGGCGGUCACAAGCACAUUAUUCAGUCCCCACCACUCUUAAAGGGAUUGAUGAUGCAAACGCAAAAGAUCUUCGCCUUGUUCAUUUUAAAGCCAUUUUUGUCAUGGAGGAGUUUUGUUUCCCCAAACCAUUCGCAAAAUAAGCGAAGAGAAAUAUGACUCCAGUGUGUGAAUAUUUCCGGGGGCGUGUGUUUACAUGUGUGUAUGACCGUCUUGUUGAAGUCUAGUAACCACUGCUCUAUGGAACUGUAACAAAACACUUGUUUUGAAAUGCACCUCAACUCGUUUAAGGACGAACUUGUGGUCUGGUUCCUCCCCUUUCUGUGACUGUGGAAGACCUCAGUCGUUACCGUGGUCCACUAAUCUCUCCUUUACACCAACACACCAUUUCAAGUGACGUGCAAUAUAAGCCACAGACUACUCUCUACUACCGUCCACACCAAGUACUCAAAGGGUUUCUCUCACAAACCUCUUUCAAGAGCAGAGACAGAAUCAGCAAGGACUCUCUAUAUCCAUGUCCCCUGGGUGUGUGAGCUGGCUGGACCUACUUAUCCGUGAAACACAAGGAUAUACAACAAGCACUUGUUAUUCAGUCUUGGACUGGGUCUUUCUAAUCCAGCCUCACAGUGACGGACUAGAGGGGCACAGGGGUAAGGAAGGGGGUGUAUGGGGCAUUAUACCAAAACGAGACUUGUUCCUUAUCUACCCACAAGACGAAACCAUGCAUUUCUUUCUUUCCAUUGUUGUAUUUGGUACAAAAAAGUAUGGAACAAAUAUAUAACUGCUUUAUAAAAAGAGGUGGUUUAUCAUAGCACUUAGCAAAGAGCGUCAAGCUCCUUCACUUCAAUGCCAACGAAUCAGAAGAGGAGAAGCGUGUGACACUGAAAAACUCUAGGAAAAAAA
Molecule: messenger RNA, 7338 nt
Organism: Oncorhynchus kisutch (coho salmon)
Lineage: Eukaryota; Metazoa; Chordata; Actinopteri; Salmoniformes; Salmonidae
Product: trinucleotide repeat-containing gene 6C protein
Exons: 18
Coding region: 147-5660 (1837 amino acids)
Biological process (GO): positive regulation of nuclear-transcribed mRNA poly(A) tail shortening; miRNA-mediated post-transcriptional gene silencing
Cellular component (GO): P-body; nucleoplasm
Molecular function (GO): protein binding; RNA binding
Source: RefSeq, a predicted model, not a curated record